UUUUCUAGGGUUUAUCGUCGUAUCCGCAUCCCCUGAAGAAGAAGAAGAAUAUGGAUUCGUUUUCAUCAGCGUCGUCGAUGGGCUCUCAAGUGUCGUCUUCAGAUCUGAUGGACCAGGUCAAGAGUCAGCUCGCACAGGCUUACGCGCAGGAAUUCCUGGAGACUGUGAGGGGAAAAUGCUUUGAUAAGUGUAUCACAAAACCAGGAUCAAGCCUGAGUGGGAGUGAAAGUAGCUGCGUCUCCAGAUGUGUGGAUCGUUAUAUAGAGGCCACCGGCAUCGUUAGUAGAGCUCUUUUCAAUGCUCCUCACUGAUUGUAUUCUGUGCCCUAUUUUAACUAUUAUUCUCCACUCUUUGUUUGCAAUUGAGAUCUUACCGCUCUGCUGCAAACACUUUACAUUGCAAACUCUGCUUAGAGAUUUCCUAAAAUGUCUGAAUUCCAAUUUCAACUGCUAUACUUUACUAA
This is a messenger RNA of Mercurialis annua (annual mercury), 463 nucleotides long. Its product is annotated as mitochondrial import inner membrane translocase subunit Tim13. The transcript has 2 exons. Bases 51 to 311 code for a protein of 86 amino acids. The record is from RefSeq and is a predicted model, not a curated record. NCBI's taxonomy places the organism in Eukaryota, Viridiplantae, Streptophyta, Magnoliopsida, Malpighiales, Euphorbiaceae.